UUUUGAGAAUGCGUUGCGGGCGCCAUGUUUUGUGAAGGAAUAGAAACCACCGAAAAUGAAUACAUUUCUGUUUGUUUCACCCUCCGUCGCCAAUAUUUCACCAAGAAAAAAGUCAACCGACGGGACAUUAGCAAAGCGGGGGUAUCAAAACUGUGUUUACAGUUUUAAAACAUCAUUGAUAAGAGACUGGAUAAGUCUGUGUUUACUGUCUCUCACUGUAAAGACGUGUAACCGUGAGUUUUUUCAAACUAAUGCAAUCCUUCAUCAUCUCACAAUCCAACGUCUCCUUGAGUGACUGAAUGCAACUCACUCUUGUUUCGGGAGAAGGGCAAUUUCGUUUCCAUGGCUUUUGCGAGCCUUUCCUCCAACCCCCCAAACCCCGUUCUUCACAAAAACAUGACAGACUCUGAACUUGCAGGGGACGAAAGGGAGGACGGUGAACUGGAGGAUGGGGAAAUAGAUGACGAAGGGAUCGGAAUUGAGGAAGAAGGGAAAGAAAUCAAAGAAGAGAACGAGGAAAAAGAAAAAGAGAAGGACAGAGAUGACAAAUCACGCAGGCGCUCAAGAAAGAGAUAUAGGAAAACGAGGGAAAAGAGGAGGUCUAAGAAGCGGAGGAGAGACCGACAGAAAAACCACUCUCCUUCCAGCUCAGAUAGCUCAGACAGCUACGAUUCGGAUCUUGAGCGCUCUGAGAGGCCCAAGAGCAAGAAGAACACGGGCUCAUACCGGGAGUACGAUGGCUCCUUUUCUCAGCAUGGCCAGUCCAGUGGGGGCCACGGCAAACUCCAGAGGCAGGCAUCGCACAAAAAUAACGACUAUGAUAAGUUCAGUGACUACAGCGAGGAGAAGUAUGACUAUGAGGGCGAGGACGACGACUUCGCUGAGGAAGUGUGCCACUAUCGUCAGGGCAAGGACGGUGCCACGCCCGGCCACAGCAAAGGAGGGCCGCCCAAGGAGCAGAUGAAGAGGACGAACAUGAAGGGAGUGCAGAAGCAGCAGCAGUACCUCGGACAGAAGGGGAGAGGACGGGGGGGCAUGGGCCGGGGUCGGGGCAUGCUGAACAAAAACAAGAAGCAGAAAGGCAAGAUCUGGGGGCGAGGGCGUGGCAGAGGCAGUGACCAGGGUGGAGACAGCAUGAAGGAGGAUGGCAAAGGCCCAUCCACCUUCCAGAAAAAACGGCCAAUCAUGACCCAGGAGUUCAUAAAUCAGCACACAGUCGAACACAACGGAAGAUACAUCUGCAAAUAUUAUCUAGAGGGAAGAUGCAUCAAAGGAGACCAAUGCAAGUUUGAGCACGACCUUGUUGUUCCUGAUAAGAAGAAAGAGUUGUGCAAAUUCUACAUCCAGGGGUACUGCAGCAAGGGAGAGAACUGCAUCUACAUGCACAGUGAAUACCCUUGCAAGUUCUUUCACACUGGAGCCAAGUGCUUUCAGGGAGACAAGUGCAAGUUUUCUCAUGAGCCGCUGACCGAUGUGGCCAGGGAACUGCUGGAAAAGGUCAGAAAUAAGAUAGAUGCUAAAACAACAGAUGCACAAAAAGAGAUCCUGAACACAGAGGGCGAGCCCAUGAAUGAAGACGAGCAGGAGGUGGAGGAGCUGAGAAAGCAGGGUAUCACCCCCCUGCCCAAACCGCCCCCUGGAGUGGGCCUACUGCCGACGCCUGCCCCCAGCAGCCCCCCGGACGGGAAGAAGAUCCCCUCGCUGUUCGAGAUUGUGGUGCAGCCCACUGUGGACCUCGCACAGAAGAUUGGACUCAGGCCGAAUUUCUACAACAGCUCGUCUUCCCCUGACCAUCAGUUCCAGGGGAAUGGGCCCCCUUCUCAGUUUGGUGGGGGCGCUGAGGACAUGCAGAGUACAAACAUGAUGUCCCCAGGCUCAAACGGCCCGCCUGUGCCCCCUCCCGGAUCCCCAGGAUCGAUGGGGGGUCCCCCUCUUCCCCAUGGAGGGCCGCCCCUCCCUCAGAGCCCCCCUGGGCAGCCCCCGCAACACGGCUUCCACCAGGGCACCCCGAUGCACCCUCCACCGCCAGGGCAGCCCCCUGCCUUCCACAUGAACCUCCAUGGCAACCGCCCUCCCCAGCCGAACCAACAAGGACCUCCGUUUGCACCCGCACCAGACCUGCAGACGCAGCAGAACAUGUCAUACCAGGCCAUGCAGCAGAACACUGCAGAGUUCUUUAGUGAUUACUAUGGCAACCAGGCCGUGGGCCCAGGAGAAGGCCUUCCCCAGGACCAGCUGGCUUACGGCUGCGGGCAGGAGUCCCAGCAGGGCAGCGCUGAGUCAGAGGGAGCGGUCCAGGUGCCCGACUUCCUGCCAGCAGUGCAGAAGGCCCUGUUCCUGCGUCUGAAGCAGAAACACCAAGAGGGCGAGGCACAGGGAGAGGAGGGAAAAAGGCCAAGGACUGGCAGCAAGGACAAAGACGACACAACAAACUGGUAUUCUAGCGAUGAUGAGGAUGGGAACAGCAUGACAGCCAUCCUCCGGUCUCUCAAGAAGCAGAAUGAGACAAUGAAGCAGCAGCAGCAACAUCCCACAAUGCACCAGGCCACACCUCCCGCUGGGCUCUGCGACCCCAGGCUCCAUAAAGACCGGGCCCCACCUAGUGACCCCCGCACCAAGGUAGACCCCCGCCAGCGUGCAGCCGAGAUGCGGAAGGGUGCGGACGCAGCUGCGGACCCCAGACUGGUACGGGACCCUCGAAAAAUGAAGCCUCCUGAGCCAAACGCCCACAAGCCAGAUGGCCAUCACCACCACCACAACCCGCCGCACCCCUCUCUCCCCCACAAGACCAGGGGUGCUGAGGAUGAUGAGGAGGGUGAGAGAGAGCUGAGGGAGAAGGCAGUUAUUAUUCCGCUGGAGCCCCGCCCGGGCGUGGCGCUGAAGGACCCGCGGUGUCAGAUCAAACAGUUCAGUCACAUCCGGGUGGACAUCAUCCUGUCCCGCCCUGCCUUCGCCCAGACAGUAGUGUGGGCCCCGGAGGACCUGAUCCCCCUCCUCAUCCCCAAGCAGGAGACCUCCAUCAACCUGCCACUGCCGCCUCUCAUUGCUGACGCCCGGAUGAACCGCAGUCUAGGGGGUGUGCUGCCUGAGCCUGCCCCCCUUGCCACGCCCUCCCUGGACCCGCGCUUGGCCGCCGCCCGUCUGAAGGAGGGCGUCAGCAGAGGGGGCGGGCUUGCCGGAAGGACCUCGGAGCCGAAGCCUUCCGCAGAGAAACCUCUGGACCCGAGGAUCAGCCGGUCCGGGAGCCUGGACUCCAAGCUGCCCGCAGUGAGAGAGUCCUGCCCGGGCAGCGGGGCUCUGGAUCCUAGGCUCCAGCGGGGCAGCGCGGGGUCCUCAUCACAGACCUCUGCCCCCGCCGUGCCCACCCCGCCCACCACACCCGUCAAGCAGGAGCCUGACAAGCUGCCCCCAUACGCCCCCCGGCUGUCCUCCACCGGCGGGGGGCUCGAGAGCCCCACCACAUUACUUGGCGGGAUCAGCCUGUACGAUCCCCGCAACCAGACUGCGCAGCCCCCGAAAGAGGAGGGGGCGGAUCCUCCCAAAAAGCCGGGCAUCCUGAAGCAGCCUAUGAAGCAGACUGCCCAGCCAGCCCCGCCUCCGGCACACGCGGGCGGGGCGCUGCAUGACAGCGCGGCUGCAGACGCUUCGGAAGCUGGCGGAGGGGGCCACAGCAGCUACACCAAGCCACCGCGCCCCCCUACCCCCCCGGCGCAGGCGCCGCCCCCCUCGUCAGCAGUCACCGCCCCCGCCGUGCACAACCUGCCUAUACAGGCACUGGCGGGGCUGAUACGACCCCCCUACGCGGACCCUCGGCAGGCCAGACAAUUGGGACAGACUGCGGCGGGGGCUCAGGAGGAUGAAGACACUGAUGGGGAACCUGACGACCGACCCCUGAAGGACGUGUUCAAGACCUUUGACCCCACAGCCUCACCUUUCUGUCAGUAAAGACCGUAUAUGAGAUUAAUCAACAUGGACACGUCACAGACUCUGUAUGUAUGAUCUGUACCUGACACCCCCCAAUUAACAUUAUUGAGCUUUAUAUAUUUAUUUAUUUCAACUGUAUAUAGAGGCAAGGCCUGUUUCAUAGAAACUGUUAGGAGUAUGAUAAAGUGGGUAUGCUUACACAUGUUUGUGCAUUGAUAGAGAUAGGGCUGUGCAUUUGUUCACACAUCUGGCCAAGACAGGUUGACCUGACAACCUAUGUGAUGUUGUAUGUGAUGCAACGCACCACGAUAUGGCAAGGUUGUGAGAACUUAAUGCAUUGGUCAUAUUCAGAAUUGGUUGGUGUACAACUAUCAAGGGUGUAUAGUGUAAGUGAUGGCUACAGUAAAGUUUAUUUUGUCAGUAAUUGUGUAUCAAAGAGAUGCUUUAUGCUAUUAUAAGUACAGUAUUAUGGUUUUAACUUUUGUGUGUGUAGAACAAGUAAAAAAAGGUAUAGAAACUGCCACUUUUAUAUAAUUGUACAGUGUUUUGCUUGUAAUUGGGCAGAUAUUAUAAAUCUACCAGAACAUCUAGCAAAAAUAGCAGUCUCACCUCUUUUUCCUGCACUCUCAUCUGUACAACAAAGGUACUAUGACACUUUUGUAUUUGUGGUUAUUGCACACUAUGGCAAUGAAGAAUGUUACAACGGUAAGAAAUCUGAUUUGUUCAAUUCAUAUGUUAUGUACAAUACUGUGUUGCUGUACGGUGCUAUUUCUGUUUAAAUUUAGUGGCAUUUUUCUUUUUUCCAGUCUAACCUAAUAA
Messenger RNA from Megalops cyprinoides (Indo-Pacific tarpon), 4743 nucleotides. Its product is annotated as zinc finger CCCH domain-containing protein 6. Gene Ontology annotation, biological process: negative regulation of DNA-templated transcription. Gene Ontology annotation, molecular function: RNA binding; metal ion binding. NCBI's taxonomy places the organism in Eukaryota, Metazoa, Chordata, Actinopteri, Elopiformes, Megalopidae. The coding region runs from base 343 to 3945 and encodes 1200 amino acids. The transcript is spliced from 12 exons. Gene Ontology annotation, cellular component: nucleus. The record is from RefSeq and is a predicted model, not a curated record.